Aspergillus affinis is the source of this 1722-nucleotide messenger RNA. RefSeq names its product acyl--CoA ligase. The coding region runs from base 1 to 1722 and encodes 573 amino acids. Gene Ontology annotation, molecular function: CoA-ligase activity. Gene Ontology annotation, biological process: secondary metabolic process. NCBI's taxonomy places the organism in Eukaryota, Fungi, Ascomycota, Eurotiomycetes, Eurotiales, Aspergillaceae. The transcript is spliced from 4 exons. The record is from RefSeq and is a predicted model, not a curated record.
AUGAUCUUCGAACCACUUAUUCGACAUCCCCUUCCGUCGAAGGACCUUCUUUCCUAUAUCUUCUCCGACCCGGAUUAUAAUCAUGACCAGCCGAUGUACGUGGACGUGCACGACACUUCACGCUCGAUCUCGUAUAACCAGGCUCGUGUCAUCAUCCGCCAAUUGAUCGGGGGGCUGCGCGCAUGGGGCGUCAAGAAGGGCGAUUGCGUUGCAAUUAAUUCAUUCAAUGAUAUUUACUAUUGCAUGCUCGUGCUGGCGAUCAUCGGCGCGGGGGGUAUUUUUACCGGCACGAAUCCUUCUUACACGCCGCUCGAAUUAGCGCAUCAUUUCAAGACGUCGGAGGCGCGAUUUGUGAUCUCAGAGCCGGAACUUGUCAGUGCCGUUCAAACCGCCAUCAAAGAGUCGCGGAUUCCCGACAGGAAUGUACGCGUGUUCAAUCCCCGCGAUCAGCCCAUCCCGGAAGGUUAUCGGUCGUGGACGGAGUUCUUCGAGGCGGGCGAGGCGGAUUGGGUAUCGUUUGACGAUGAGAAGAUUUGCACCGAGACGACAGCCGCACGGUUGUUUAGUAGCGGGACGACUGGUCUACCGAAGGCUGUGACUAUCACGCAUCGGAACCUGAUCGCGCAACAUGAGGUGGUGUUUGAAGUGAAUCGGAAACCGCAUCAGAUAUCCCGCGUUGUCGCAGUCCCCAUCUUCCAUGCCGCAGCCGUGCCCUCAGUUCACUUCAGCACACUUAAGGCCGGCCAACCGACCUAUAUCAUGCGUCGGUUCGAACUGGGAGAAUUUCUUCGCACAGUCGAGAAGCACCAAAUCACUGAGCUGGCCAUCGUCCCGCCCAUCGCCCUCGCUAUCAUCAUGAGCCCCAUGUCCCGCGAGCGCCCGUAUCUCAAAUCACUGAAAUCAGCCGCCUGUGGCGCGGCGCCGCUAGAUAAAUCAGCCCAGGCCAGAUUCCAGGCCUUAAUGUCCGAAGGUGCGCCGUUUACGCAGGUCUGGGGCAUGACGGAGACUUCCUGUGUGGCGACGCUGGUCCGGUAUCCGGAAAACGACGACGGGGGUAGUGUUGGACGGUUGGUGGCGAAUCUGGAAGCGAAGUGUGUUCCCCCUCCUCCGUUCUGUUUUGUGGAAACCUAUCCAUCAAUGUUGCUCCUCGGCGGGGCUGAUAAACUAUCUAGGCUGGUCAACGACAAAAACGAGAAUAUCUCCGCAUUUAACGUCCGGGGCGAGCUCUGCGUCCGUGGCCCAACGGUCACACCGGGGUAUUUCAACAACGACGCAGCGAACGCCGAAUCUUUCGACGCCGACGGGUGGUUCCACACGGGUGAUAUCGCGUAUUGCGACCAGCGCACGCUCAAAUGGUACAUCGUCGACCGCAAGAAGGAGCUGAUCAAGGUGCGCGGGUUCCAGGUUGCGCCGCCCGAGCUGGAGGCCGUGCUGUUGAGCCAUCCGCUCAUCGUCGAUGCGGCGGUGAUCGGGCUGCGCGGGGUGGUGCCGGACUCGGAGCUGCCAAGGGCAUAUGUGGUGAAACGACCGGGGGCCGAGGGCGAGAAGUUGACAAACGUGCAAGUGAGGGAUUAUUUGGAGGAGAGGUUGGCGAGGUAUAAGGCGUUGACUGGUGGAGUGAAAUUCGUGGAUGCCAUUCCGAAGAAUGCGAGCGGGAAGAUUUUGAAGAAGGUGCUGAGGGAGGAGAGUCAAAAGGAGAUUGAUCGGGGAGUGAAAUUGUAA